This is a messenger RNA of Fundulus heteroclitus (mummichog), 4248 nucleotides long. RefSeq names its product CTTNBP2 N-terminal like b (gene cttnbp2nlb). The record is from RefSeq and is a predicted model, not a curated record. The transcript has 5 exons. NCBI's taxonomy places the organism in Eukaryota, Metazoa, Chordata, Actinopteri, Cyprinodontiformes, Fundulidae. The coding region runs from base 52 to 1860 and encodes 602 amino acids.
CGCUGCUCGCCUGAGAGCAGGCGCGCCUGUGACAGUGGAGUGCAUUGAUUCAUGCUGUUGUGGAGUCUCGUUUCUGGUUUUUGGGAAACAAUUAAUGCGACCAGACAAGAGCGCAUGAAGGUAGAGAAGAUGAACGUCGAGGCUCUAAGCCGAGCAGAGCUGCUGACUCUCCUCAGUAUCCUUGAGGGAGAACUGGAGGCCCAGGAUGUAGUCAUACACACCCUCAGAGCCCAACAUCGAGAGGAGUUUAUCCAAGACCGGUAUGGGCAGUACGACCUCAGUGACCCAUUUCUGGCCUUGCAGCGUGACGAUGAAGCCGCAGAGCGCCAGAACACCCUCAGGCAGCCCCAAGCACAUCCGCAUGGUCGGGCGGUGGGUCCAAACCCUCUGGCUGUGCUGAAACUGGUCAUGACUCACUGCAAGAGGAUGCAGGAGAGGAUGAUGGGACAGUUGGCUGCUGCUGAGAGCAGACACAGGAGGAUGAUUGCUGAUCUGGAGGAGGAGAAACAGCGGUAUGCUCAGGAGUCUACUCGGCGUGCUGACUAUGUAUUUGUACUAGAGACAGAAAGAGAUAAGCUGUUGCAACAGCUGGAGGUGGAGCGUGCAACAGUGCAGAGGUUGGAGAAGGAACAGGCACAAGUGGUGACCAAGGUGGAGGAGUCGCUGUCCCAGCAGCAGCAGCUGUCCUCCAGUCUGACGUUGGAGCUCCAAAAGGCCAGUAGCCAAGCUCAGGAAGAGGCUCAAAAGGUCUCGCAACUUCACAUGCUGCUGCAAGAAGAGACCUGCGCUCUCGAGAAGCUCCAGCAAGUUCUUGAGUACGAGAAGAGCAGGGUGGUCCAGCUGGAGGCCAAGUCGGAGAGGCAGUUAGCUGAGUUUGAUGCUGAAAGAGAGCAGAUGAAAGCCAAACUAAAGGCAGAGGAGGAAAAGGGUGGAGAGCUUGAAAGACAGGUGAAAGAACUUAUGAAACGGUUAGCUGAGCCCCAGGAAAGUAAAACAGCAGCGACACAGGCUGUGACUGAGGUGAAGGAGUCACAAGGCAAGAUGGUGUCCAGCUCUGUUCAGACUGAGCCUGAUGGAAAGAUCUCUCCAAAAUCCUCCACAGUGCCAAAGGUCAAUGGCCUUCAGUCUCAUAAAGAGGCAGAGCCAUUAACACAUGAAGUGAAAGGAGCAGAAAAUGGAGUGGAUAAUGGAGGUGGAGCACUUCUACAUUCCCCUAUUCACCCCUUUCCUCCUCCUCUCUCUCCCUCCAGCACUGCCUCCUCAUCCCUCUCCUCUUCCCCCGUUUCCUCACCGGUUCUAGCAAAGCGUCUGGGCAGCCCGGGCUUCCUUCAGUCCUACCAAGCCGGAGUCAACCAGCGAUUUCAGGCUGCCAGGCACAAGUUCCAGAGCCAGUCCGAAAUCGAUCAACAGCUGCACGGUGGGCCUCUUUCCCCUAGAGACCUCUCCCCAACCACUGCCUCCACCCCUCCUCCACCAGAACACGGCACAGCUAAGCAGCUGGCCCGCAACACCGUCGCUCAGGUGCUGUCCCGCUUCACCAGCCAGCAGGCCGGAGUAAAAGUUGCGCCAAUUAACAACUCUCCGUUUGGCACAGACUACCGCAAUCUGGCAGGAUCUCCUACAGGGGGCAGGUCGCCUUCUUCAGGGCCAUUAUCUCCAGUCUUUCGCUCUCCCCUUACACCUCGUUCAGAGAAGACCCAUCCUCCUCCAAUUCUACCUAAAAGGCCCGGCAUGAGUCCAACUCCAGGUUCCCCGAGUCACUCUGCUCGGACCAGUCUCUUUCCAGAAGUGACAGGGAACUGUGGGCAGAGCAGUAGUGGGCAGGAGGGAGCCAAGGAAUCAGACCUGGUCUUAUCCUAGUGCCUAAUGUCCAGAUUUUCCUAAAUAGCAGCUGAACAAAUCAGCUACUUCAACUUCGGACGUUAACUGAUUUUAACACACUCAUCACACUCACUAGCAUUCAUGCCACUUCAGUUAAAAUGCCUUGUAAAAGUUUUCAAACCCUUCAAACUUUUUUUGAUUUUGUCUCAUUACAGCUGCAACCUUGAAUGUAUUGAAGGUUGUGGCUGUAAUGUGGCACAGGCUAGCGGAAAGCAGCAAGAGUGCAUUAAUCCUGCUGAGUCAAUAGUUUUUAGAACCACCUUUUGCUUCAGUCGCAGCUGCAAGUCUUCGUCUUAUAGCUCAAGCUUGGGCAAACAGGAUGGAUUUCACAUUGAAACAAAUAGUUCUGCCCCAGAUUCUCAUUUGGACUUCGAUCUGGACUUUGACUAGGUCGUUCUAACACAUGAAAGUGUUUUCAACUAAGCCAUUCAGUUUAACUGACUGUAUCUUUAGCGUCACCUGCCUGCUGGAAGGUGAACCUCUGCAGCCUCUAAAAGGCUUUGUUCUAGGAUUGCUAUGUGUUUAACUGUAUCCAUCAUCCGCGUCCUUGUUCUUGCUAAAGAAAAGAUUACUUUUCCACCACAGCAUUUUACACGUAGACCAAUGAUGGUCUCAUCGUUCUUGCUCUGUCUUUUACAUGGAUUGGGACAGAUUUUAAAUGGACCGUUUUAAUGUUUCCUUUCAACAGCUGCUUUUUUUUUUUUUUUUUUUUUUACCAUUUGUCCAUAAAGGCCAGACUGCAUAACUAUUAGUUGUUGUUGUCUCCCACCUGAGCCAAGAUUUUCUGCAGUACCUCCAGAGUUAACAUCGGCCUCUUGGCUGCGUCUCUGAGCAAUGCUCUCCUCACCCAGCCUGUCACGUUGUGCAAGGCCGUACUCUUUCCAUUUCUCAAAUGAUGACUUGAAAGCCCCUAAAGUUUGUUUCAGAACCUAACCCUGUGCUAAACAUCUCCACAGUUUUAAUACUGACCUGCCUGCUGUGUUCCUUGGUCUUCCUUAUGCUGUUUGUUCUCUAAUGAUCUCUAAACCCUUGAGGCAUUUACAGAACAGCUGAAAUUAUAGACUUAUUUACCCCCAGGAGCACUCUGUUAACUAAUUAGGUGGAAUCUGAGGACAAAUGGUCGUUUCUGGAAGAGUGGUGAAUACAUUAUUAAAGCCAAAUAUUUGUUUGGAUUUUGAACCAUUUGCCCUUUGUCUUCUACACAGUAGUAAUGUACUACUUUGUAUUGGUUUAUCACAUGGAAUCCUGAUAAAAUACGUUACGGUUUGUGGUCAAAAUGUUGAAAACAUGAAAAAGUUGAAUAUAUUUUUCAAGGUGCUGUAUACUGGAUGCAGUGUUUGUUGGAUUCCUACCUCAAAAGCACAACCCGAGAAACAAUUGGGAAAAAAUAAAUAUUUAAAAGAUUUUAUAAAUUCCUUUUAUUGGAUUUAAUAUUUUUUAUUUUAACAUUGCUAUCAUUAUUAAGAGUUAUGGCAAAUGUUAAAUUCAAGGAUUUUAAGUAUUUAUGAGUUGUAGCAUAAACCACUAGUAGAAACCAAGCCUAAUUGUUGACAAAUCGGAUGGACUGUAAUACAUCUGAUCUGAACUAGUGUUAGUUUGGUUUUACUUGUAGAUUUACUUGUCAGAUCUGCUCAAGUAAAAGUACAUUUAUAUUCAGAAACAAACCUAAAAUUAAAAAGAUGCAUCAAAGGUGUGGCUAAUGGAGCAUAUCAAACCUGUAGCUAUCACAAUUUUACAAAGAAAAAAAAAAAAAGACGGUUUAUAAAUGCUUUUCUUGUGAGUCCCUAUGCAAUUUUUACGGAGAUGACCACAGGUUUUGUAUUGUAAAUAUGUCAACAAAUUCUUCCUACAAAUGAACAUCAAAUGCAUGUAUUGUUAUUUGUGUCUUUGUGUCAUGAAAAUACUGAGAGUUGUCUUGAAAAAGGGAAAGCACAUUUUGCACUGCAUUUCCAUGUGUCUACUAAUCAACACAUUUUUUUCAUCAACACUGUAUAUCCAGGGAAUGUUUAAUUCUACUCUACACAAACUAAAGAUGUUCCUUCAUUGUACUACAUAGUACAUAUUUUAAACACAGUUGUGACAGUUUAUACUGUAAAUAUAUGUUUGUCUAUUUGACAUAACACUGUGUCUUGUAGCUGUCCUACACACAAGAUUAUAUUUUUUAUUGGUGUACCAGUUUAUGUCUUAACAUGUUUUUAUUUUAAAGUCAGUAAUCAACUGAAUCACAUUAGUUUUUCCAGUUUAUAUAAAAUCGUACAUGUGCAACCUGCUGGGUCCUUGUUCCUUUUUUUAAUAUCACAUGUAAAUGUCCAUUUCAUUAACAUCCUCACUUUUUAGUGCUUUAAAUAAAUUGUCUGUGCCUAGUGA